UAUACAAAGCAUAAAAAAAAAAGAAAACACCCCACAACAAAUAAACGCGAAAUUUAGUUGCCAAGUGAUAAGGUCGCGGGUCCAUGUUGACAGGAAAGUUUAAUCCAGCCUCGUUGUGAUGUUACUCGUGGCAGACUGCUGCAAAACCAUUUCCUACACAGAACAGAACGAACUGGUCCUCCUCACAAUAUCAAAGAUUCCUUGCAGCAAUGAAGGCCCUUAUACUUGUUGGAGGUUAUGGCACCAGGCUCCGGCCUCUUACUUUGAGCCAUCCGAAACCUUUAGUUGAGUUUGGAAACAAACCAAUGCUGCUGCAUCAAAUUGAAGCUCUUGUUGAGGCUGGUGUGAGACAUAUAAUUUUGGCUGUUAGUUACAGAGCUGAUCAAAUGGAAGAUGAGUUAAGACAUUUAGAAAAAGUGAUGGAUAUUCGAAUCACUAUAUCACAAGAGAAGGAACCGUUAGGAACAGCUGGGCCUCUAGCUUUGGCACGUGAACACUUAUUAGAAGAUGACCAGCCUUUCUUUGUCCUCAAUAGUGACAUCAUAUGUGACUUCCCAUUCAAAACAAUGAUACAGUUUCACAAAGACCACGGUCGAGAAGGGACAAUUGCUGUUACCAAAGUGGAAGAGCCAUCCAAAUAUGGCGUUGUGAUUUACGAUGGAGAAACUGGAAGGAUACAUGACUUUGUAGAAAAACCCCAAGAAUUUGUAUCCAAUAAGAUCAACGCCGGAAUGUAUGUUUUUAGCACGUCAGUAUUAAAGAGAAUUCAGCUAAAACCAACCUCUGUAGAAAAAGAAGUUUUCCCCUUUAUGGCCAAGGAUGGGAAUCUUUUUGCUAUGGAACUUGAAGGAUUCUGGAUGGACGUAGGUCAACCGAAAGAUUUUCUGACUGGAAUGUGCCUUUACCUUAGCUCUCUGAAACAGAAAGCUCCCGAAAAACUUUUUAAUGGAGAAGGAAUUGUUGGUAAUGUACUAAUUGAUUCCACUGCCCAAAUUGGCAAGAAGUGUAGAAUAGGUCCAAAUGUCACAAUAGCACCGGGUGUUAUCAUUGAAGAUGGUGUUUGCAUAAAACGGUGCACAAUUCUAAAAGAUGCUCACAUAAAAUCUCAUUCCUGGCUGGAGUCAUGCAUCAUUGGUUGGAAAUGCAUCGUAGGACAGUGGGUUCGCAUGGAAAAUGUGUCGGUGCUUGGAGAAGAUGUAAUCGUCAAAGAUGAACUUUAUAUCAAUGGUGGUCGAAUUCUUCCACAUAAAGCUAUAUCUGUGUCAGUUCCAGAACCUCAAAUUAUUAUGUAAAUCCAAGAACUGCUGGAGAGAAAGAAUUCCAUGCUGGACAACAACAGAAUUUCCAUUGAAAAUUGUCAGCCUUUAUUUUUUAAUAGCAAUAAUUUUGUUUGUAUUUUCAUUUUUAGGAUUAUUUUAAUUUCACUAUCAUUUCCACAUCGGCUUUUUUUUUUUUUUUUUUUGUAAGAAAUGUGUUCCCUUUUCUUAAACCUCUCAAUAUAUUUCUUUCAUAUUAACUGCUGCUCUCGGGUCUAGAAGUAUGUUGGGGAAAAAAAAAAUCAUUUGUUAUACAUUAUAAUUCAAUUUUCACGGUGGAGCUUGAAGUAGAUAAAGCUAUAAAGCUACAAACAAUAUCUUGUAAAUACAGGAAUAAAAAACAAAAAACCCUUCAGACAGAAAAAGUUGAAGUUUUUUUAAGCCUA
Octopus sinensis (East Asian common octopus) is the source of this 1702-nucleotide messenger RNA. Its product is annotated as mannose-1-phosphate guanyltransferase beta. Gene Ontology annotation, cellular component: cytoplasm. The transcript is spliced from 10 exons. Gene Ontology annotation, biological process: cell wall mannoprotein biosynthetic process; GDP-mannose biosynthetic process. Gene Ontology annotation, molecular function: GTP binding; mannose-1-phosphate guanylyltransferase (GTP) activity. The coding region runs from base 210 to 1292 and encodes 360 amino acids. Lineage: Eukaryota; Metazoa; Mollusca; Cephalopoda; Octopoda; Octopodidae. The record is from RefSeq and is a predicted model, not a curated record.